UCCAUGGCAGCAAUUUUGAAUUACAAGAACAGUACAUAAAUAUUUUUAUCAAUAUUUGACCAAUAUUUGUACGAGAUUUAUUGUUUUAUAUGUAACAUUUUACGAAAGAUAUAAUGAAAUGAUGGAAACACAGGAAUCGGACGUGCAAAUUAUUCUAAGCAUAAAAGAAGGAAGAGAUUUUGAACAAGUUUUACAACCAACAAUAUUAAUUGGAACUUUAAAUGGACAUUCCUUGAAAACUGACAAAAUUGAGCCAAGCUCAAACCCACAAUAUGAUACUGAUUUGAUAUGGGAAACCAAUAAAACUAUAUUGAGAAAAAUGAGAUCAGGACAAGCAUCAUUAAAAUUAGAAUGCUAUACUUUUAAAGAGAAUGAAAGUAAAGAGAAAAUUGGACAUAUUUUGUUGAGCAUACGUUCAGCACAUUUAGCAUAUAAAUACAGAGAUUUGAAUCCAAAAGCAAGUUGGCAUAAAUUGAUAGGAUUAAAGAGUGAUCUUAAAACACACAAGCCUGAGUUACUUCUUAUAUUGAGAAUUGAGGAUCACAAAAAUACAAGUUCAAAUACAGUAUUAGAGAAGUGCCCAGAAAUUGAGUCUCACAGGAAUCCCAGUGGUGAUUUCAAAAAAUUUAACCCUAUUAGUAUUCCUAAUGAAACAAAAUAUACAACGGAAUUUAAGUAUGCAAAUCAGCAGUUUAUUGAUUGCCAGCACUUAAAAAAUCGGACGAAUAAAAUGACAUGUCGCUCCAGCGAUACUAUGGUCUGCAAAUGUGUUAAUACCAAAUGUAUAGGAUCUUAUCAUUGCUAUUGCCUAUGUAUUUCACUUAUAGCAAUAACAUUUGCUUCCCCAAAAUUAUCUGGGCGACAAAUUGAAUUCCGAUUUCAUCACCCGAAAGCUGAAAUUAUGUCAGUGGCGCCUGCAACGAUGUCAGCUUUAUCUGGCGAAAAAUCUAAAUUGCAAAAUAUUGGAUGUCAAUUUCACUUUAUAUCCGCACCAGACGAGAUUAAGCAGUUAUUGCAAUCUUUCCCACCAAAGAUCAGUAUAUAUGAUAUAAAUGAAGAUGUUAAACUAGUAUCACUGUUGGUGCUAGAUUUAAAACCAUUAUUUCAUCAUGAUAAGCCUGAAUGUCAAUAUAAAUUAUCUCUGUAUGAUACAGAUAAAAAUAAAAUUGGUGAUAUAGACAUUAUGCUCAAGCUGGAGAAUCAUGGACCACAUUUCUUACUAAAACAAGAAAACGCUGGUAAAAACUUGGGUCCACCCAUACUAGAUGAUAGCUUAGCAUAUAAAAUUGUAGAUGAGCUUGAAACGUGGAAGGAACGUCAAAAAGAAAUGUUUAAAGCUGAGCUUAAGAGGAAAGAAGAACGACAUUUAAAUAUGUUGAACGAGGAAUGGCAAAGACAGAAAGAAAAUCUAGAAUCGAAGCUUACAUGCAGUGUCGAACAAUGUAAGAUAUUAACGAACAGUCUAAAUAACGCCACUGAAGAUUUAAGAACACGCAGAUUAAAAAGCCUGGAAAAUGAGACUAGAUUAAUGAAAGCAAACGAGGACAUACAAUGGAGAUAUGAAGUUAAAUUACAAGAACUUAAAGAUUCUUUGCACACGAUGCAAAAUGAUCUUACAUCAAAGAUGAGCAAGCUCGAGGAAAAGAAAACUGCCUUAGAGGCGCAAGUGGAAAUAUUAAUGUACGAGAAUGAAAACUUAAAAUUGUCAAUAAACAAACAAACGAAUGAAUUACAAAUGUAUCAAAAAGGAUCCUUAACUCAAGAUCAGACAGCAUCACUUUUGCAAGAGUUAAAAAUACUCGAGGAGAAAUUGAACAAUGCUCAAAAGGGGAAAUCAUUUUUUAAAGAACAGUGGGGCAAAGCUGUUCGUGAAAUUCACAGAAUGAAAGUGGAUCAUCAGCAAGCCAUGCAAGUUCAAAUAAAAAACAGCAAGGAGGAACUGAAAAACGUGGACUUUGCAGAAAUUUUAUCUACAGAUACAAGAGCCUUGACCAAUGAUCAAAUCCUAUUGAACGAACUGCAAAAGGAGAUUGAUGUAAUGAAGCCUAAGCAAUAUUUCACUCCAAAAGAAACCUAUAGUGAAGUCUCUGCGUCAAUCAACAAGAUUUACCCUAAAAUUUCUUAUAAUGAUAAUAAAACCAUAUCUGGCAAACCGGAUGAAUACAACGAACGAUUGCAAGCACUAAGAGAAGAACGUGAAUCUCUCUUAAGGACCGGAAGUUACUCAUCGGAUGACGUAGUAAUUAAAAAGCUUGACACAGAGAUACGAUCUUUACUGCUCUUAUAAAAUAUGGAAGUAUAUCUAAAGGAGCGGAAUAAUUUCUCAACCAUUUCGGUCCGAUACUGAUCACUUCUCGUUUCGGAUCAAGCCAUAUUCCCGCAG
Harpegnathos saltator (Jerdon's jumping ant) is the source of this 2383-nucleotide messenger RNA. RefSeq names its product protein rha (gene rha). The record is from RefSeq and is a predicted model, not a curated record. The coding region runs from base 119 to 2287 and encodes 722 amino acids. The transcript has 11 exons. Gene Ontology annotation, cellular component: centrosome. Gene Ontology annotation, biological process: positive regulation of centriole elongation; interkinetic nuclear migration. NCBI's taxonomy places the organism in Eukaryota, Metazoa, Arthropoda, Insecta, Hymenoptera, Formicidae.